AUGAAGCUGUCGAUACUACUCACGGUUCUGCCAAUAUUGGCGGUAUCUUCAGCCGCACCAGCUCAGGAAUCCAGUAAAUCAAUAUCUUCCUCCAAGAUACAGAACGGUUCAUCCACCUCUUCCUCAAGAAUCUCAACCAGUACUGUUAUUACUUCCUCAAGGGUCUCUUCGAUCACUUCAGCCAAGUCAAGCGCACUCAGCAACGGUAGUAGUAAGGUGAUCUCGACCAGUAAAGCCCCGUCAAGCUCCUCGAGUAGUAAAUCAUCUUCCGCCUCGACCUUCAAAUCUUCCUCAUCCACAUCGACUAUUAAAGCUUCCACUUCAACAGCCAAAACUUCAAAUUCUUCAUCCAGUAUCAAACCCGCUUCCUCCUCCAUUUCAUCGUCCAAACUGGCCUCAGUCUCUACAUCAUCCACCAAACCUACCUCCUCAUCUGUCGGUAAUACCCUCAAGUCCACUGCCACUUCCACUUCCACCUCUUCAGCUGCCCAGACUACUUCAUCAUCCUCAUCAGCAGUAGGCCUAGGUCUAUCCUCAGCAAGUUAUUCCAAGCUCAUGACAACCAAGGGAUUAGGAUGGUACUACAAUUGGUCUCCUAGUGGUUUCAGCGGUAUGUCAAGCGAGUUCGUACCGAUGAUAUGGGGUGAGGGAUCGAUCGAUCCUUGGGAUGGAACCGUACCCAGUGGAUCAUCCCAUAUUCUAGGAUUCAAUGAACCCGAUCAAAGUUGGCAAGUUGGUGGAUCAGAUAUGAAUGUUACAUACGCUGCUACACUUCAUCAAAAAUGGACUAACAAACUUAAAGAUAAGACUGUUAAGAUCGGUAGUCCGGCAGUUGCAAGAGGUGGUGAAUGGUGGUUUAAUGGAUGGAUCACAGCUUGUAACGGUCAAUGUAAAUUCGAUUUCGUACCUAUACAUUUCUACGGUACCAAUGCCAACGACCUAAUAACCUAUAUCAAGGUGAUCCUUCCCUCUCAAUCCAAACCCAUCUGGCUAACCGAAGUAGCCUGUCUAGAUUUCUUAUCUGGACAAAUCUGCACCCUCGACCAAAAUAAACAAUUCAUGCAAACCGCAAUAACAUGGUUCAGGUCUACCGAAGGUCAGAAAUACAUUCAGAGAUGGAGUUGGUUCGGUGCCUUCCCUGAUCAGUAUGAUAAACCUUAUGGGUUGGAGAAUCAGGAUUCGACGUUGAACGAUUUAGGAAAGUAUUAUUUGAGUAUAUAA
Molecule: messenger RNA, 1221 nt
Organism: Kwoniella mangroviensis CBS 8507
Lineage: Eukaryota; Fungi; Basidiomycota; Tremellomycetes; Tremellales; Cryptococcaceae
Exons: 4
Coding region: 1-1221 (406 amino acids)
Biological process (GO): fungal-type cell wall polysaccharide metabolic process
Cellular component (GO): fungal-type cell wall
Source: RefSeq, a predicted model, not a curated record